Piliocolobus tephrosceles (Ugandan red Colobus) is the source of this 1647-nucleotide messenger RNA. Its product is annotated as golgin subfamily A member 6C. The record is from RefSeq and is a predicted model, not a curated record. The transcript is spliced from 15 exons. The annotation marks the transcript as partial. Gene Ontology annotation, biological process: Golgi organization. Lineage: Eukaryota; Metazoa; Chordata; Mammalia; Primates; Cercopithecidae. Gene Ontology annotation, cellular component: cis-Golgi network; Golgi cisterna membrane; Golgi cis cisterna.
CUAAAAGAAUAUCAGCAGAGGAACAGCCCUGGUGUUCCAGCAGGAGCGAAGACGAAAAAGAAAAAUACUGGCAGUAGCCCUGAGACAACCACUUCUGGUGGUUGCCACUCACCUGGGGAUAAACAACAGAAGAAACAAGUGGAACAUCAGCUGGAAGAAGAAAAGAAAGCAAACAAGGAAAUAGACAAAGCACAAACGGAGCAGUUAGAGACAAUCAACAUCCGCACAUUGGAAAAGGCAGACUUGAAGACCACCCUUUACCAUACUAAACGUGCUGCCAGACACUUUGAAGAAGAGUCCAAGGAUCUGGCCGGCCACCUGCAAUACUCCUUACAGCGUAUUCGAGAAUUGGAGCGGUCUCUCUCUGCUGUGUCUACCCAGCAGCGGGAAGAGGACAGGUCCGCGAGGCGCAGUGAAGCAGUCCUCCAGCGGCAGUUACAGCAGACCAGAAAGGAGCGGGCGCUGCUGAACGCACACGUGAGACAGGUGACAGAGUCAUUUAAACAAGUCCAGCUAGAGAGAGAUGAAUAUGCUCAACAUAUAAAAGGAGAGAGGGCCCGGUGGCAGGAGAGGAUGUGGAAAAUGUCGGUGGAGGCUCGCACAUUGAAGGAGGAGAAGAUGCGUGACAUACUUCGGAUACAGGAGCUGGAGAGGAGCUUGUCCGAACUCAAACACCAGAUAGCUGAGCCCCCAUCCUCGGCGCCCCCAGCAGGGCCCUCUGAGGUGGAGCAGCUACCAGAUGAGGCCAAACACCUGAGGAAGGAGGUGGAGCGUUUAGUGGGAAAACUCCAAUCCCAGGUGGAAAACAAUCAGGCCUUGAGUCUCCCGAGCAAGGAGCAAAAGGAGAGGCUUCAGGAGCAGGAGGAGAGGAGGCUGCAAGAACAGGAGAGUCUGCGUGAGCAAAAGGAGAGGCUUAGGGAGCAGGGUGAGAGGCUGCGAAAGCAGGAAGAGAGACUGCAAAAACAGGAGGAGAGGCUAAGAAAGCAGGAGGGGAGGCUGCAAAAGCAGGAGGAGAGGCUGCGAAUGCAGGAGGAGAGGCUCGCGCUUUCCCAGAACCACAAGCUCGACAAGCAGCUGGCCGAGCCACAGUGCGGCUUCAAGGAUCUGAACAACGAGAACAAGAGCGCUCUGCAGUUGGAGCAGCAAGUAAAGGAGCUGCAGGAGAAGCUGAGUGAGGUGAAGGAGAUGGAGCACCUAGAAGCUGCCAGCCAGCAGAAUCAACAGCUAGAGGCCCAGUUGAGCCUCAUGGCUAUCCCUGGAGAAGGAGAUGAAGGAGGACAUCUGGACGGUGAGGAGGAGGAGGCACCUCGGCUCAUGCCAAACAUCCCAGAGGACCUGGAGUGCCAGGAGGCCAUGAGCAGCUUUAUGGACCUCUCGAAGAAGGCGGACAGGAAGGAGCAGGUGGAAAAAUUAGAGCUUGGAUUCAUCCAGCUCUCUGGAGCAACAGAGGGCAUGAGAGAGUACAUCACCGAAUAUGAGAGCCAGGGGGCAGUGCCAAACACUUGGCACCAGGAGAAGGAGGAUGUCAUGAGGCCGGCUCAGAACGAGGAGAUGAAGGUGAAGCUGCUGGAACUGCAGGAGCUGGUGUUGCCACUUGUGAGCGACCACGAGGGGCAUGACAAAUUCCCCUCCGCUGCCCAGAACCCG